AUUAAACACGAAGAAGAAAAAUAACCUGAAGAAGAAGACGACGAAGAAGAAGACACAAUUUAAAAAAACAAAAAAUAAGACAAUCGAUCGAAUUUGGAAACGUGGACGCAGCCAGAGACAUUUGAGAUGUUCCCCAUGCCAUCUCUGUGGUUCUUGUCAACGGUGGUGUAAUUCAAAGUGAAGACAGGAAGCCAAACAUUGGUCACUGCUCUUCCGGAAAUAUCGUCGAAGUUGUAACUGCUCGGGGCUGAAGGUAAACGACAAUAUCCGACAAGAUGGUGAAGUCUGUUGAAAUAAGUUUGUUUUUACGGCCAAGUUCUAGAUUAAAUGAUCGGUUUACGUGAGGUUGUAUUGAAAAGUAAGUAACUGCGCAGUCUUUUUAAGUGGCUAUCGAGAGUUAGCACGUGUCAGCUAACACAACCUGAAUGUCUGAUGGCUGACGGUAAAUGACAACUUAGCAGAAGAGAUCAAACUGCUUAGAAGCAAGCCUUUUGUAAAUAUGAGUAACACCUCUUCUAAAGUGACACUUAUAUUGUGUUUUAAUGUUGUUACAAAUAAUGCCACAGCUCAAUCGAACCAAUAGUAUAAUUUCACUUCAAAGUAUCAGGCCUUCAUAAAAGUUAUCCAAUUGUGCCUCAUCUCUGGAUAUACAUGUACUUUUUGUCGAGAUCAUUCGUUUCUUCUUGCAGAAUAACGGGUUCAAAACUAGCUUUUACAAGAUUUAGCCGAUACAGACAAUUAAGCUUAUCAACGUUGUUUAUUCCCUGUCCCGUGUACAAUGAAGUGCGCACUCCCAUCAGUCCCGAUUGCCCCGUACUGUGGCCUCGGUGUCCCCCCUCCUCAUCGGUCUGCCGCUGGCCUGCACCCAAACUGCUGUAGGAUCGGACAGGCCUGGGUGUGAUUACCUCUGGUACCUACAGUGGAUAUAAAAAGUCUACACACCCCUGUUCAACUGCCAGGUUUUAGUGAUGUAAGAAAUUGACGGCAAGAUAAAUAUUUUCACAACUUUUCCCACCUUCAAUGUGACCUAUAACCUGUACAGUGCAAUUGAAAAACAAACUGAAACCUUUAAGGGGAAAAAUAAAAAUACAAAAGUUAAAAUAACCUGGUUGCAUAAAUAUGCACAGCCUUAAACUAAUACUUCGUUGCAGCACCUUUGGCUUUUAUUACAACACUCUUUUUGGGUAGGAGUCUAUCAGCAUGGCACAUCUUGAUGUGGAAAUAUUUGCCCACUCUUCUUUGCAAAACCACUCCAAAUCUGACAGAUUGCGAGGUCAUCUCGCCCUCUUCAGAUCACCCCACAAAUGUUCGAUGGGAUUCUGAAGAAAAACAGCCCCAAAGCAUGAUGCUGCCACGACCAUGCUUCACUGUAGGUAUGGUGUUCUUUUGAUGACGAGCAGUGUUGAUUUUGCAACAAAUAUACCUUUUGCACUGAUGCCAAAAAAGUUUAACUUUGGUUUCAUCAGACCAUAACUCAUUUUCCCACAUGCAUUAGGGAGAUUUCAGAUGUCUUUUUGCAAAAUCAAGCUGGGCUUUGAUGUUUUUCUUUGUAAGAUAAGGCUUUCGUCUUGCCACCCUACCCCAUAGCCCAGACAUAUGAAGACAGCGGGAGAUUGUUGUCUCAUGUACUACACAGCCAGUACUUGCCAGAAAUUCCUGCAGCUCCUUCAGUGUUGCUGUCAGCCUCUUGGUAGCCUCCCUGCCCAGUUUUCUUCUUGUCUUAUCAAUUUUAGACAGAUGUCCUGUUCUUGGUAAUGUCACCAAUGUGCCAUAUUUUCUCCACGGUCUUUACUGUGUUCCAUGGUAUAUUUAAUUCCUUGGAAAUGCUUUUGUAGCCCUCAACUGACUGAUAUCUUUGAAAAAUGAGAUCCCUCUGAUGCUUCAUAAGCUCUCUGUGGACCAUGGCUUGUGCUGGAAGAUGUGGCUACAAAAAUGUCAGGAAAAGCAACUAGAACAGCUGAGCUUUAUUUGGGGUUGAUCAGAGGCACUUUAAUUGGUGACAGGUGUGUGCUGACUCCAAUUUAUUGGUUAAAUCUGAACACAGCCACAUCCCCAGUUAUUAAAGGGUUUGCUCACUCAUGCAACCACAUGAUCUCAGUUCUUUAUUUUUAUCUCACCUCCCUGAAAGAUUUGUGUUAGUAUUGUACAGGUUAUAGGUCACAUUGAAGGUGGAAGAAGUUGUGAAAUUAUUUAUCUUGAUUACAUUUUUUUAGGGCUGUCAAUCGAUUAAAAUAUUUAAUCGCGAUUAAUCGAAUUGUGAUCAUAAUUAAUCAUGAUUAAUCGCAAAUUGAUCGCAUAUUUUUGAUCCAUUCUAAAUCGAUCUUUUUUAAAUUGUUAUACUUUUAUCAACAUGAGAAUCAACAUGAGAACAGAUCGUGGAUUUUCGUGGUAAUGGUGGUCCUACAAGGUAAUUCAUAUGUCCAGUCAUUGGAUGCGAUCCGUAUGAUUUCACGCAGACCAACGUCCUGCACAAUGCUAAUCGGCCGACAAGCGGUAGCCACCCAUUUAGCGAUUUCUGUUUCAAGUUUGCGUUUAUUAGAGCUCUCCAUCUGUUUACCUUGCACAUUCAGCGUUGUUUGCUUGAGGCGGGCGGGCGGGCGGGGCUCUCUGCAUCAGCUGUGUGCUUGGCCGACAAGUGAUAUUUGAGACUAGACGUACUCCGGUGGUAACUAAAUUCAGCUCGACAGGAAACACAAAUGACUUUUGUCCUGUCAAGAGAGCCAUCUGGCAAGGCUUUGUAGCUGAACUUUCUGUUCAAAAUCGUGUUCUUAUCCAUUAUAUCCUAGUUACUGCUCACGGGGAUUUGUUUAUGUCUGCUGCGGUAUCAGUCAGUGCUCUACUUCCUGAUCCGCGAAACUACGGAGUGCCCCGAGGCUCACAUAGCCAGGAUAAGGCUUGCGUUAAUCGUGCGUCAAAAAAAUUAGUGGCGAUAAAAGUCACUUGAGUUAACGCGACAAUAACACGUUAACUUUGACAGCCUUAAUUUUUUUACAUGACAGAAACCUGGCACUUGAACAGGGGUGUGUAGACUUUUUAUAUCCACUGUAUGUAUGAGACGCGCAUGGCUUUCGGUCUUCAUGUUUAACAUUGUCUCCCGGCCAUAGAAAGCAACACAAGCUCUGAAGAGCCAUAUGUAUGGAUUAACCCACCAGAACCACUAUAAAACACAAAACAUCAACAAGUUAAGAAGCAAUGCAUGACAUUGAAAUUUCUGAAUUGAUGAAUCAUUAAGAUGAUCAUGCUCUGAGCAUGGAAACUACUGUGAAAAUAGAGGAAAAGUCCCCUGUAGUUUAUACUAUUGUCUUGAGACUGCUUAUCAUAGCAGUUGUACCCUGAAUGAAGUCACAUACCACAGUGAGUCACUCAAAGGACUCAGAGUACAAAAAAUUUUUUGUUGUAAAAAUUAGAAUAAAAUAAAGUUACUAAUCCUUUAAUUUUGAAAAUUGAAUUAUUUGGCAAAACCAGCGAGGAACCCGGUAACAGGUGUAUUUACUUCAACAGACUCUAAAGAUGAUAAAACAAGACACAGAAGAAUUUGCGCCCCAGAGCAGCGAGGAAGCGCAACCCACUGCGGUGGACGAAGGGUCGCCUACAACUGGAAAAGUCAGCUUGGAUAGUGACGGGUCCAAAGAGCCUGAACAGACAGACACACCUCAACAAGGUGAUGAGGUGGGAUGUGAAGGUAAUGUUUAACUAUUUACAACAUAAAUUAGACAUCAGAGUAUAUCUGUUGUGUGUCAUAUGACAGUGUAUGUCUUGAUCAGAAGGAGACUGAAGAAAGGGACAAAAAAAGCAACCUAGGGCCCAUAUUACAAGGGGAAGCACGAUAUCUCUCACUUUGGUCCACAAUAUUUUGAUGUAUUUCAAAUAGUCAAGACUCACAAAAAUGAACUUUGGGUUGUGUUGUCAAUAAGCUGUAGUCUGGCACAAAAAGUAAAAGUAAUCUAUAGUGAGCUUUAACCGAAAUCAACGAUUUCAUAUUCCCCCUAGAGUGGAAUUAUUCUUGAUGCACAGAUCAUCUGUGGGUGUGAUACAAGUAUGGUCAGGCCAAUAAGGACUGUUUGGAAUGAUAUUCUUGAUAGUGCAUGGAUGCUUUGAGGCUAAUUUCAGUCAUAAAACGGCUCUAAGAACUCCUAUGAUGAGGGUUGAAGGACCUCUUAGCAGUAUGACAGUCAGUGUUCCUCUGACCUAACUCCACGGGUGUAAUGAAAGCGUUUAAUGAUGUCAGUCUCAUUCUAGAUAAACAAAACGAUGUUAGAGAACUGCAAAGUUGUGAUAGAAGAGUUUUUGGAGUUUGUACUAGUCUCCCAGGACCAUCAAGGCAGAGACAUACCUUUGUCACUUUUCCAACUUGAUAAACUACUGGCAUUCAGCCUCUAUGCGGUUCACUUCUCUGGUUUUUGUGUUUAUAUUGAAAACAACAAACCUCCAAAGUGAGAAGAAAUAAGAAGAAGUGAGAAAUGAGUGUGGAUGGGACACUUAAAAGGUGCUUUACACACUUUUUUUUUACCAUUUACCCCCAGAAGAUCCAGUGGCAGCACUGUCUCACUGUGACAUGGCUGAGGAAUUGAGCAGGCAACUUGAGGACAUUCUCAGCACCUACUGUCGCGAAAGCAUCUCUGAUGAUGCCACCACCCUGCCCAAUGGCCAGUCUCAUAGCCCAAAACUCAAUGGCCUAACCAGUGAGAAGGAGGAUGAAAAACCAGGGGAGGGCAAAGUAAAUGGGGAAAAUAAUGAGUCAGAGAAGGAGCAAAAGAAGACUCAGGAGAAGAGGAAAGUAAAGGGUCUGGGUAAGAAAAUCUUGCUGUGAUCUCUUUUGAAACUUUAAGGUACAUUUUAAAAGCAGUUUGCUGAUAAAGCUACCAGAAGACAGUGAAGUAUGUAGAAAAAAAAAAUCAAAUAGUAGUUGUUUUCUGUCCCAUGAGUUAUUUUAUUUUCUUUUUUAUUUAUUUAUUUAUUUAUUUUGCUGCAGGCAAAGAGAUCACCCUUCUCAUGCAAACUUUAAAUACAUUGAGCACCCCAGAGGAGAAGCUUGCUGGCCUUUGUAAAAAGUAUGCAGAAUUGGUAAGUGUUUGAUUUAAUCACAAGGCUUUGUGUUGUACUAAACUUGUGUUAGCAAACCCACAAUUUGUACUUUCAUACUUUUUCGAUACCCUUAUUUCCUUAAAGCUGUGAGGCUGUGUUAAAAGUUUUAAUAAAUGGAAUAGGAUGAUUUAUGCAAAGCCCAAUUUUAACUAAAAUAAACCUCCAUAACAUAUCAAAUACAAGUUAGACUAUGGUAUUCAUAUUUAGUUUUGUAUGUUAUUACCGUUUACCUUAUGUUGUUUGUACACUUGUGACAAGGGCAAAAAAUAUCAAACUUUAUGCAUUCAACUUCUUUUACACAUGGUAAAGUUAAGCAGCUUAAAUGAAGCACUUGAGGCUGAAAUAAUGAUAUUUUAAUUCACCAGAGUGUGAAAGAGGAGGCCUUAUUUAAAAUCUAAAAACCAUGUGAAGCUGUUGAAGAGCUAUCAGAGGAAAAGUAGAGUCUGAGUAAAAGGUGCAACACCACCCUUUAAAACAACCAGGUUGUAAAUACCGUGGUAUUGUCAAUGCGUGGGAAACACUGACAGCAUUUCACAACCUUAUUUAUUUUAUAUUCACAAAUGCCUGGAUGCACCCAUGCAUUAAAAAAGCCUGUACAUCAGUGCAUCUUCAGAAGAGUCUUGUUUAAGAAGGCAUUUCAUUUUUCAUAAAUAUAGAAAACAAAAUCUUACCUUUUGUGUGUGACAGUUGGAGGAGCACCGCAACACUGAAAAGCAGAUGUGGGCGCUGCAAAAGAAACAGAACCAGUUGGUCCAGGAGAAAGACAACCUGAGAACUGAACACAGCAAGGCCAUCCUAGCUCGCAGCAAGUUGGAAAGUCUCUGCAGAGAGCUACAGAGACACAACCGCACUCUCAAGGUACCACAAGAAAACUAGUUUUGAGGCUUGGUAAGGAUUAUAGGUAGAUAUACAAUGAAAGAGCCGCUAAGUGCUCAUUAAUUUGCUUGAGACAUACUUCAGUAGACGUACAGUAGAGAACAGAGAACCCUUCUGUAUGGGGUAGAUGCAUGUGUUACAUUGCACAUUUUCAUAAACACUAAUAACUUUCCACUCUGUCCUUCUGCAGGAGGAAGGAGUGCAACGAACACGAUUAGAGGAGGAGAAAAGAAAAGAGGUGACCUCCCAUUUCCAAGUGACACUGAAUGAUAUUCAGGCUCAGAUGGAACAGCACAAUGAGAGAAACUCCAGUCUUCGACAAGAGAACACUGAGCUGGCUGAGAAACUAAAGAAACUUUAUGAACAGUACAAACUAAGAGAAGAGGUGAGUUCUGUUCUUCUUUUCUUUUUGUUUUCGUUUGUUCUUGAAGAUAUGGUAUUAUAUAACUCAGCAUUAUAAAACUGAGAAGAUGGACCGCAGUAGAUGACAUGUGACAAAUGCAAACUGUUUUAUUCACUGAAUUCAUGUGAUUAAAAAAAAAAAAAAAAAAAAAAGAAGUUUAGACCUGCCCCUGGUAGUGUGCAUCACGUCGCAAGCAGGUCAUGUACCUUUGCUCAGCAAGUGGGCGAUCCAUGCAAAACAGAGGGUUCUGUUGAUGAAACAGAAGAGGUUUAAGGGACAAACAGGAACACUGCUUAUACCUCAGUAGAAGACAAUUACUUGAGCAUUUAGGUCUAAGCAUGUAGAGUUCAAUGUAGAUUUGAGUUCAGGUUUGCAGCAGUAGAAAGUUGUAUCUGACCAAGACACGAGUCAUACUCAACUAUUACAUUCUUGUCCUCUUGUGCAACAAAGUCAAAGUAAGGGGCAUAUGUCUGAGCCUGAAAAGAUGCCUGUAGCUGCGCAGCCCUGCAGUUUUACCUUCACAGUUCGCAGUGAUGUUGCAUGUGAAAGCAGCUCUGCUAAGUUUGGCAAACUUUGGCGAAGGAUGUUGGUUUUUCUGUCGUCAGGAAGGUAUUUUGUAUCAGAGCUCUAAUGCAUGUAUCAUAUUUACUUUUAAAAUGGAGUUGUUUGAGUGGUCCACACUUAGGUCUGCGACAUGAAAGCAGCAUUAAAGAUGCUGUUUGACUUCGUAUAGUUGUUUAAGUGGGACAUGCCAUGGCCUUUAGGUUCCCUAACCAAAGCAUGCCUUCAGCAGAAAAGUGAACAGGGAAUGCCAUACAUUUGAGCUAACUGCGUUACAAUGUUAUAUAGCAGAUAUAAUUUGUGUAUCCCCGGUUGAUGUUAUGAACUUUAAAGUGAUACUUGGAAGUGCCACAUGUUUUUGUGAACCCACCUUUAUGCCCUAGUUGUUUCAAUCAACCGUUAUUUCUACUCUUCGUUAACGUGCAUGUUUGAAAUCUCUGACUCUCUGACCUUACCAGCACAUAGACAAAGUGGUCAAACACAAAGACCUUCAGCAACAGCUUGUGGAUGCCAAGUUGCACCAGGCUCAGGAGCUGCUGAAGGAGUCUGAGGAACGCCAUGACAGAGAGAAAGACUUUGUAACUAUCAGCCUUACCUUGACUCAAUUAUUAAAGUAGACGAUAUAGAAAUGUUUAAAACUCAGCAUUUUUGUUAACAUAUUUUCAGAAAAGGCGUUUUUAUUAUUUGUCUUUUUUCCAUUGGUUGCAGCUGCUGAACGAAGCUGUAGAAUCACAGAGGAUGUGUGAGCUGAUGAAGCAGCAGGAAGUUCACCUCAAACAGCAGGUCUUUUCUCAUCCUUGACACUUUUAUAGCUCUACUCUGAUUAGCUUUACUCUAUACAAACUUUAUUGAAAUGAGUAGACCUUAAAAGUUUUUUUUAGAGAAGCUGUUGUAACAUUACCAAAUUAAGAGUUGACAUAAUAACUAGCUGUGUACUCUGAAUUCAAAUAUGAUCUGAAAUUUGUACUUAGUCUGUAGGUUUCAGUCUUUAGAACGUGAAAAAUAGAAAAUUCAUUGAUACUACAUGUAUUAACAUUUUUUUGUGUUGUCUUUUUUAAGCUAUCACUAUAUACAGAGAAGUUUGAAGAGUUUCAGACCACUUUAUCCAAGAGCAAUGAGGUUUUCACCACAUUCAAACAGGAAAUGGAGAAGGUAAGAUCUAUGUAGUCUUUAUUUCUAUGUACAAGAAAUAAAAACUUGUCUCUGCAAGACUACAUUUCUUAGCAAAAAUGGUAUUAAUGAUUGGUAUUAAUAUACUUUUAUUUACUUUCUGUACAGUCACUUGACACACCAAUACAUUUGCUAUAAAGUAAAUUAAAGGCAGAAUGAAUAAGAUUUCCCUUGAACCUGAAAUCCUAGUGAAAACUUGAUUUUAGACAUGAUUUCUAGUCUUCUAGUCUGUGUUUGUUUAGCUUAAGCCAAAAGAUGUGUAAGAUUGGGGUGCACAAAUGUAGCAACCAGGUUACAUUAUUGUUUUAUCUGGCCUGCACUGGUUUGUUUGAACUGAACCAAAUAAAGAAGAAAGGCCUCCUAUAGGCUGGAUGAAGCAUGAAGUCAUACAAUCCUACACACAGCCAUAACUGUCCUUUAAAUAAUGCACAUUUCAUCAAUAAGGAUUGAUGUCUGAUUUUGAACGCACUCUUAUUAAUGCGCUUACCUGCCUUUCAAACUUUUUUAAUACUAAUACAAUGUUUGGUUAUAUAGUUUUAAACUAAGAUGUAGCCUGAGAGCAUAACACACCCUUACUGUUUACAACCCUACAUGUCCGUGCCACUCUGACGAUCUGACUUUCUUUGUGUGACAGAUGACCAAAAAGAUCAAAAAGCUGGAAAAAGAGACAGCUGUUUAUCGAUCCAGAUGGGAGAGCAGCAACAAAGCUCUUCUAGAGAUGGCACAAGAGGUAAAGCCGCUUUAGUUAUCUGCUUACUCUGGCCAAAUAUGUAUAUACUUUUUUUUUGUCUGGAAGCUGCCAUGUUUGGAAGAAUUUGAUUCAAGUCCACCAUCAUCAGGACUCUCGUGGCCUAUUGAAACAUAAAACUUUUUUUGUGUGUGUGAUUUGGUAUAGAAAUCUGUACGGGACCGUGAGUUUGAAGCACUUCAAGGCAAGGUCCAACGCCUUGAAAAGCUGCGACGUGCACUCAAAGUAGAACGCAACGAGCUUCACAAGAAGGUCCAGAAGUUUGGGGAUGUGCAAAGUGGCACUGCGAGUACCUCUGCCUCUGACCCAGGAACAGACUCACCCUCACCACAACCUACAGACUCUUUGCUUGAGUCCACUAGCAACCUUGUUCCAGAUUUCCCCCCCUGCAUCCAGUCCUGCCAGGGUGAUCCAGAACUGGACACAGAUGGUUCAUUAGAUGGGGUCGAGGCUCAGUCCAUUGCUGCACAGUAAUGAAGCAAUGCUGCUCACAGCCUGUUCUCAUCCUUUCCAGCAUCAAGCCAGCAGACAGUAAUAUCACAGUCCACAUGCCACUGCUACUACUUACCAGGAUGGAUUGAAUGCUCAAUAUAUUGCAAAAGCAGAUCAUGCUGCCAGGUUAAAUCAUGUUUUGUUCGACUGCUUUGCAGGUUCUUAAAUUGAUGAUAUGAGGGUAAAUUGUGUUCAUUUACAUGGGCACCUUUUUGUGGUGUGACUUUCUCAAGAUAAUAGAGAAAUAAUCCAACUGGUUGAAGAAUGACUCCAUUGCUUCACAUGCUGCUGUUUUUGUAAUAUUGAAAAGAAAAAGAAAAAAAAAAUUGGUUUUGAGAUAUUAGAAUAUAAUGUACAUAAUUAUACACAAAUAUAAGUGUAAAUUUAUCUAACCCUACACUGUGUUGAGAUGAUAGCUGCAAGCAUCUGUUAAAAUCUAUGUCAGUGUUGCUUGGGAUGUCAACAAAGGAUGACUGGUUUGUGGAAGUGCAGCCUCACUGUCUCAUUUUCAUGUAACAUUGGUGUCGGUGUGUGGACCUCGCACCUAAAGUACCUUGAUAAAUCUUUUUCAGGUAUUUUUCUGUCAAGUGAAAUCUUCCACAAAUGUCAAGCUAAUUCUUUAAGAUAAGAUAAGAAGAACUUAUUCAUCCCCAGGGGAAAUUUGAUUAGCUGAUACUCAAAACAGAUUGGAUUUGGGUUUUGCAUUUUGUGGAAAUGUUUCCAUGUUAAAUUUUAAUGACUCUGAUUUGAAUGGUGUCUUAUAUUGAGGGCUGCAUUUAUUAUUUGUCUCAAGUUUUGGGAUAUGGAUGUUAUAGAGCACCACUAAAAAAAACACAUAUGCAAUUUUUUUGUCUUAACUCGGAAACGUGUUGCAGCUUUGACCAAUCAUCAUGCCUACUUUUUCAUUCCUUUUUGUUCUGUGUGCUCUUGGCUGUUUUUUUUUUUUCAUAACAUUUUUAUUCUUCUAGUCUUAUAAUGAUACUUUUUUGUGAGUGUGGCUUACAUGACCAUGAUUGUCUUUAUUCCAGCUCUAAUAAUAGCAGUAGCUUCAAAUCAGGAUUAUCUAGAGAAUGUCAAGGAAAUCUAUGCAAUACUUGACUCAUGGUGUUGUUCUGUGGUAGGCUAAACUGACAAGCACUUGACUGAAAAUGUGUGUUCAUUAUUUCCACUGUCCUGUAUGUCUGCAUUGAAUGAACGGACAAGGCAUCCUCCUGCUCAUAUGUGGACUCUGACACUAGCUGUUCAGUUCCUGUUUGACAUUGAUCAUAAAGUUGUGCAUUUCCCUGUGUGUAUUUCACAGGGGGAAAUGACUAAGGCUAAUUGAGCUACAGACGCCUUUGAAAUAUGUUAGUGGUCUUCUGACUCACAUUGUCUCCCCCAAACAUGUCAGUUUUUCCUCUCAUUUCUAUAGGGUACUUUGGAUGUAGCAUUUGGGAGGAGGUGUCAGAUAUAGAUGGGAAACCUAAUGUCUUCCUCAGUCCCCAUGGUUUAUGUAAAGGCUCAGUGAUCAUGAGAAGGAACCAAAGAUGUCUCCAUAGUUAUCAUCUUUGGUAUUUUUGUUCUUUUCCGCAUCAUUUUUUUUCUUGUUCAAUAAAAUAAGCAACAGUUAA
Messenger RNA from Xyrichtys novacula (pearly razorfish), 10945 nucleotides. NCBI's taxonomy places the organism in Eukaryota, Metazoa, Chordata, Actinopteri, Labriformes, Labridae. The record is from the annotation of a GenBank genome assembly.